AUGUUCACGGCCGGGCUGCGCGAGCGGGGCCUGGCCGAGGUGCCCAUCGAGGGCGUGCAGCCGCGCGCCAUGGAGCGCCUGGUGGAGUUCGCCUACACGGCCGCCGUGGCCGUGGGCGAGCGCUGCGUGCUGCCGCUGCUGCACGGCGCCCUCAUGUACCAGGUCUCCAAGCAGGAGGAGUUCCUGUCCCUGUCGCACUGCCAGGAUACCAUUUUUGCCCAUUUUUACCAAUUUUUACCAAUUCUCCCCAUUCCCCCAGGUGUCCAAGCAGGAGGAGUUCCUGUCCCUGUCGCACUGUUAGGAUAUAAUUUUUGGGUUGUUUUUGACCCAAUUUUUACCAAUUCUGACAUUUCUCCCCAGGUGUCCAAGCAGGAGGAGUUCCUGUCCCUGUCGCACUGCCAGUAUACCAUUUUUGGGUUAUUUUUUGAACCAAUUUUUACCAAUUUUGACCUUUUCUCCCCAUUUCCCCAGGUCUCCAAGCAGGAGGAGUUCCUGUCCCUGUCGCACUGCCAGUAUACCAUUUUUGGGUUAUUUUUUGACCCAAUUUUUACCAAUUCUGACAUUUCUCCCCAGGGGUCCAAGCAGGAGGAGUUCCUGUCCCUGUCGCACUGCCAGUAUACCAUUUUUGGGUUAUUUUUUGACCCAAUUUUUACCAAUUCUGACAUUUCUCCCCAGGGGUCCAAGCAGGAGGAGUUCCUGUCCCUGUCGCACUGCCAGCUGGCCGCCCUGCUGAGCCGCGACGAGCUGAACGUGCGCGGCGAGUGCGAGGUGUUCCAGGCGUGCCUGGCCUGGGUGCAGCAGGACCGCGCCGCCCGCGCCCCGUUCCUGCCCGCGCUGCUGCGCGCCGUGCGCUGCCACGCGCUGCCGCCGCGCUUCCUCCGCGCCCAGCUCCGCCGCCGCCACCUCGGCCGCGACGCCCUGCGCUACCUGGCCCAGGUGUUCCGCGAGCUCUCCCUGCACAGACCCUCCGGGGACCGCCCCCCCGGCAGGACCCCCGGGGUCAGGCAGCUGAUCUACGCGGCCGGGGGGUACCUGGGGAGGUCGGUGGGCACGCUGGAGGCGCUGGAGCCCGAGGGAGGGCGGUGGGUGAGGCUGGCGGAGAUGGAGGCGCCGCGCUCCGGCCUGGGGGGCUGCGUGGUCGGGGGGCUUUUCUACGCCGUGGGGGGCAGGAACAACUCGGCCGAGGGGAACACGGACUCGGCGGCCGUGGACUGCUACAACCCCGUGAGCGGGCGCUGGGCGCCCUGCGCGCCCAUGAGCGUGCCCAGGAACAGGAUCGGCGUGGGCGUCAUCGACGGGCUCAUCUACGCCGUGGGGGGGUCGCACGGGGGCACGCACCUGCGCUCCGUGGAGAGGUACGAGCCCGAGCGGGACGCGUGGGCGCCCGUGGCCCCCAUGGGCACGCGGCGCAUCGGGCUGGGCGUGGCCGUGCUGCACCGCCUGCUCUACGCCGUGGGGGGCUUCGACGGCAGCGCCCGCCUGCGCUCGGCCGAGCGCUACCACCCCGAGAGGGACAGCUGGCAGCCCAUCCCCCCCAUGGCCGCCGUCCGCAGCGGCGCAGGGGUGUGUGCCCUCGGGAACUGCCUGUACGCCAUGGGGGGCUACGAUGGCACCCAGCAGCUGAGCAGCGCCGAGCGCUUCCGGCCCGACACCGACACCUGGAGCUUCGUGGCACCCAUGGGACACCGCCGGAGCGCCCUGGGCGCCACGGCCUUCCGGGGCAGGAUCUACGUGCUGGGGGGCUACGACGGCCACUCCUUCCUGGACUCGGUGGAGUGCUACGACCCCGAGGCCGACGCGUGGACCGAGGUGGCCCCGAUGCCCUCGGGGCGCAGCGGGCUGGGGGUGGCCGUCACCAUGGAGCCCUGCCACCCCCAGGAGACCCCCCCCGAGGACGAGGAGCCCCCCCCGGGCGGGCCCUGCUGACCCCGGCGCCGCCGGGGGGGGGGUCCGGGUGCAGCCCCGCACCCAAAAUUCCAGAAUCUUCCCCCCAACCCAUCCCCCACCGGCGGCGGAUUGAGGGGUGCGGGGGGGGGGCAAUGCCAAUGAGACCCCCCCCC
Messenger RNA from Passer montanus (Eurasian tree sparrow), 2060 nucleotides. It is a transcript of the gene KEAP1, whose product is annotated as kelch like ECH associated protein 1. The record is from RefSeq and is a predicted model, not a curated record. The transcript is spliced from 7 exons. Gene Ontology annotation, molecular function: protein binding. The coding region runs from base 1 to 1926 and encodes 641 amino acids. Lineage: Eukaryota; Metazoa; Chordata; Aves; Passeriformes; Passeridae.